CGCUAGUGCCGUUAUUGCAAGGCCUAUUGCAAAAGAGUUUGCCAAAGCCAAAAGUGAAUGCCAACUCACAGAAAACUCCGAAAAAGCACCAAAUACGGAAGUGAAUCAAGUAGCAGAGACUAGCACACAUACAAAUAAGGCCUGUAGUAGUAGUAGUGAACGUAGUGAUUUGUAUACUGUUAAUAAUUGCAACAACAACAAUUGCAGCGUAAGCCACAACGACCAAACCAAUACAAACAACAGCAACAACAAUAAUACACAAACUGACUCAGAUACACAAACACAUAGCGACAAUAAAGAUUGCACACACAACACAAAUACAAACAAGCCUUUAGAUUCCAAAGAAUCUCAACCGACAAUGACACGCGACAUUGUGAUGAAGAACAGUACCGCCAAAGUUGGUGGUAGUGGUGGUAAUCGUUCGAGUGAUAGCGUCGUUUCCAAGCAGAAACAGAUCGAUAGGUUAGGCGUCCCUCAGAAGGAGGACUCCGGCACAGAGAGUGGUGAGGACUUGCGCCUCAUUGCGGCAGGUCUGCGUGAUAGUUUGCAACUACAAAGUGAUACAAAUUUGAUUGAAGAGGUCACCGCCGCUCUAACACGUCUAGAGCUGUCCUUGAAAGAGGGCAAGGAUAUACCAGUUGAUGGUAGUAAACGCGAGGCUCUGCUUGCGUUGGUCGCCCGCCUCCAAACGGGUCUCAGUUCACCCGACGCUGCACUGAGUCUGUCAAAUAUGGCCAACAAUGCGGGGGCAUAUGAUGAGGCCUCCUCGCCGGAGACCGAUGGGCAACGUUCGAAUCGCCAACGUUUUGCACGUCGACGUAAUCGCAACAGUCGCCACACAGUCGGCGUAAGUCGGGAAGAAUUGGCCGACGCAAGACGUUACAUGGAAGAUAUGCAAAUGAUAGAGAAUAUAUCCAAUUGCACAACGCCUGAAAGCGGUUUGGCGGGCAAUCCUGUCACGCCGCCCCAGUGGUGCCCUAUCGAGAAAAAUCCGUCGUCGGGUGCGAUACUCACGGGCAACUCGUCUUCGGCACUAUACCGUCCAAAUCAGUUUGUACCUGCACAACUAAAGAACACAACGACAUGCCUUAAUAGCGAAAAACAAACAACUGAGCGAGAAAAGGAUACCUCAAAGAGCAAACGUCCGUUGUCGGGUAACUUUUCCGUCAGUUUCGAGCCAAAUUCUACCAAAAAUGAGACACAAACACAUUCGAAUGCACCGAAUGAAGAACCGACAGCGUCCCAUGUGAACGGCUAUGAUUCACCUGAUUCCAGUUUGAAAUCUAAUCGUUUCUCAAAUAAAAAACAACUUCUGAAGCGUGCAAAUACCAUCGAUAUACCGAAGUCCAAAAAAUACAAUCCCGACUUUGACACAGAUUCCGAGCCGGAGGACAAAGCACCACAGCUGGGCUUAAAGCGCACACUUCAAGUGAAUGUUAAGCAAAAAGUUCGCAGCGUUAUACCACCAUUCGUACCAAAGACUGAAAACGAUCACAAAUUUCUAGCAUUCAUCAACAAACAAAGCGAUAAGCCUGGUCUCGGCUGGACUGGUUCGCGUUCAGUUUCUAACUGGACCAACAAAUUCGGAAACUUGAAACACACCUUUGAAGUGGGCGCCGCGGCACAGGUUACAACCGGCAAACCACCGCAAGCGCCCGGUCACGUGCCACACAGCGCUGCCAAGAAUUACUGGCAGAAACAAGUAGCCGCACAGGACUACCAUCUGCAGCAACAAGAACAACAGCAAUAUCUACAAUACCAGCAACAGCAGCAACUGCUGCAACGCACUCAACAAGAGGCAAACGAACGUCAACGCCGCAAAGAGAGAGAGCGCCUUGAACGCGAACGUAUAGAAUGUGACCGUCUUGAGCGCCAGCGCUUAGAGCGUGAGCGGCAGGAGCGCGAUCGAAUCGAACGAGAAUACUACGAGAGGGAGAUUAUGGAGCGAGAACGUUUGGCUGCAGCACAGCAUGCCGCCAUGCCAAGCAUGUCGGUGCCAAAACCGGCGCCGGUCAAUCAAUUUCAGCACGCCCCUCAGUCAGUUUUCCGGCCCAUUGACAACAACGACACCCUUAGUCAUAACAUUUUCAAACCCAUACCGCAACUGCCGCAAAAGUUGAAUACUUGGCAGCCACCAUCCAUUUCUAAUAAACCCCUCUCAGCACCAGCACAGAUAUCGCCUGCCUCACCGCAGUUCCAGUUCCUGACCACAAAACAGUCAGUGAAUGGCACACAAGUGACAUCACCUUCAUCCACCACCUCAUCGCCCAUAGGUUUGCCGUGGGUCGCUAGGCCCGCAGUAGACAAUAGCGAUUUCAGAAAGAAAGCGCAUACUUUCGAGGAACGUUCCCAAAAUGAUAAUCUUCAAAAUUCAUAUUUGCAGAGGCAUCAUUCGCUGCGUUCGUCAAAGGUUAGCCAACAACCACCAAUGGACGAGUACAAGAAAAGACCCUCACUGCCCAGCACCGCUGAUCCAUAUAUGGCCGCACACAGUCAGUAUAUACCAUCACAGCUGUCUCAAGCCUACGGCUCUACAUCUGAUGCUUACGGUCCGCCACCACCACCAACCAAUAUCUCAUUUACGUAUGCCGACAUGGCGCGCAACAGCAACUACAAAAGCUAUCCCUGCUUACCAUCAGCUGUUGAGACUUCAAUAACUGCGGACUAUGUGCGGCAGCGCGAAAGUUCCUUAACCGAUCCGAAUGCGACACCACUGGUGCUCACCAGUUCCAAUCCAACUUACCAGCCGCCUGGAGAUACUCGCGCCUACUACAACAAUAUUCCUAGAGCAAAGCAAUUCGAUUACGUCAGCCCUAUGGAAAGCGCGCCAACAAGUCCCAGUAUCCUAACUAUGCAGCAAACGGAUUACACCGACGAUGACCUAGACUCAGAUAAUUUGUUGGAAUACCGCGCCGAAACUCGGGUGAUGGGAAAGCCCCAAAGUCAAACCGCUGUAACAAUACGCGACAGACGUACAGCGCAUGCCAGCGAUGAUGAAGUCUUCGGCAAGAACUCACGCAAUGCGCGAAACCUUCUGCAUGCAAUGAGAAAUAUCGGUAAAAAUGGAAAUGGUGGAGCGAAAGUAAAGAAGGAGGUUGCGAGGAAAGUGGAAUCGCCAAAGACUUGUCUAUCGCCGGAUGGUCGUGCAUAUCAAGCGCCAAUCGUUGAACCUUUGUUCCCAGAACUCACCAAAUUUGAGCCCAACCGUACGCCAGAGUACAUUGAGACCACUAUUAAGGCUCCGGUUCAAGCUAACCCGAAAAAAUUACGUGCUAAAACGCCACCAAUGCCCAGCCAGCACAUCGAUCGCAGUUUGCAAUUGGCACGUGCUGAGGAGAAAUAUCGGGCGGAACAGCAGAAGUAUGCGGAACAGGUUAAUAAUACAAGUGUAAAUAAUACGCGGAAAGAAGAGCAACAAAUGCAAUACCAGCAGGUUAGCGCCGUAUCCAGCGCUUCUUCAGCAAAAUCGCUGCCCUACGUAAGUGAGACUCAAACUGCCUAUGUAGUCACAUAUCCGACAGAGGAUAUUUAUGAGAAUGGCUAUGGGAAACAACAUCCAAAUUCAUUGCCAUUGCAGCGAAACCGCAAUGUAUCUGAAAAUUCGUCCGCCAGUUCAUCAGUGUCACACAACUUACCUUCACCCGGCACAAAUUGGACUCCCAAUCCCAUACAUUCGGUGGUGGAAGUUAAGCCACAACACAAGUCCCAAAACUCUAUUGGCAGUAACAGUGAAUCACAAAAUAUGUACCAAACACAAACUCGGGCGCCCCCACAGAUGCAAAGCUACAACAAUGUACAAAGCUAUGCCACGAACCGAAAGCCAAAUGUAGCACCCAAAUCUGCGGUAACAACCGCGCACUAUAUACCCCCGCCCAAUCCGAGCCUGCCUAUCAACAACAAUAUACUCAACCACCUAACCAGAAGCCGCUGGCUCCCCCACAAGUACAGUCCAAAUUACCACAACAAGAAAGAGAAUAUCAACCUCCAGUACAAGCUACAUCUCCGCAAGUAAAAAGUGUGCCUAAAUUGACGACAAGAAGUCAGGUAACGAUCUUCUACAUGGCAGACUAAAUCCUUUGAACAGCACAC
Molecule: messenger RNA, 4089 nt
Organism: Rhagoletis zephyria (snowberry fruit fly)
Lineage: Eukaryota; Metazoa; Arthropoda; Insecta; Diptera; Tephritidae
Source: RefSeq, a predicted model, not a curated record